Rhincodon typus (whale shark) is the source of this 2603-nucleotide messenger RNA. It is a transcript of the gene cd81a, whose product is annotated as CD81 molecule a. The coding region runs from base 29 to 523 and encodes 164 amino acids. The transcript has 6 exons. Lineage: Eukaryota; Metazoa; Chordata; Chondrichthyes; Orectolobiformes; Rhincodontidae. The record is from RefSeq and is a predicted model, not a curated record. Gene Ontology annotation, cellular component: membrane.
CUACAUCUUGAUUGGUGUUGGAGCUGUGAUGAUGAUUGUUGGUUUCCUUGGUUGCUACGGUGCCAUCCAGGAAUCCCAGUGCAUGCUAGGAACGUUCUUUGCCUGUCUGGUGAUCCUGUUUGCUUGUGAGGUGGCUGCUGGGAUCUGGGGAUUCGUAAACAAAGAUGAGGUAGCUGAAGAGCUGAAAAUGUUCUACAACCAGGCCUCUCUGACUUAUCAUACACCAUUGCAAAAUGUAGAGAAGAAAGAGCAAGCUAAAGCAGUGUUGGUUGCAAUGCACCAGGCGCUGGACUGCUGUGGAGCCAACACGCUGAGCAAGUUUGUGGCAAGUGAGCUGUGCCCCAAGCAGACAGGGGUGGGUCUGCUCUCUAAAAUCGACUGUCACACACGGAUUGACCAGCUGUUUACAAAGAAACUGUACAUCAUUGGGAUUGCUGCCGUCAUUGUUGCAGUCAUCAUGAUCCUUGAGAUGAUUUUCAGCAUGGUGCUGUGCUGUGGGAUCCGAAAUGCCUCUGUGUACUAAAGGGGCACCUUUUGCUGCCACCUCACAGGAUCCUUGGUGAGCGCAGCUGAAAGAGAAGCUUUGUAGUGGAAUAGAUCCUGUCAUAAGAUGACCCCUAAACUAAUCUUAUCAUCUGUGAUGUUGCCACUUGUCACACUCGGUUUUUUAAAAUAUAUAUAAUGUUUCUUUAUAUAUAUAUAUAUAUAUAAAAAAAUAAAUUUUCCUGACAUUGACGGUUCUCCUCUGGUGCUAUGCUGCAGCUUUCAUGAAAGUAAUUGGUGUGCAGUUAACAUCUGGUACCCACCCAUCAGCUCUACAGCAAGUAAAUUACCAACUUUAUCAAAGAGCUUGUAUACUGCAGCACAGUAUGAAGACUAUUUAAGGAAAAGGAUUGGAUGCCCAUUAUGCUGCAGGAGGGGGCUCGGUGCUCCUUUUGAUCUCAAGCCUUGGGUUCCUCAACCAGAUGAAUAUGAACACUUGGAUACUAAAGUUAUUGGAACUCAACAUUUUUUAUAAGAAGUUUUUCUGACAACUGCAUCAGCUGUGAACCGUCUGUGAUCAGUGUGCACUAAAAUGGUGCAAACUUUCCAAAAUGAAUGUACUGAUUUCAAAGUAUUGAUUUUUUUUUCCUUCCCAUUGUACUGCAGGUACCUUUUUUUUAAAAAAGUAUAUAUGUAUAAUCUAACCAGUGCAGUGAGUAACUCAUGAAAGGGGCUAGUCAAAAUUUGUACCUGGCCUAUUAUUGUGCUUUUUGCUCUUGCAUUACCACUUGGUCAUUUAUAGAAUUGUAGCUCUGAACUAGAGGAAAUUUGGCUGUGCCCCCCACCAGUCUCCAGUAUUUUAAUGGCUUGUGUAUCAGUGUAAACUAAAAAUAGAUCAUCCUUCCUGUAUCAUUUCAGGCGACUUCUUUAUAUCAGGGUUUCAGACACUGGGGUCUAUCUGCUUAACUCCCAGCUUGUGUACUGUGGGAUACCUUCAACUUGAAGGGCUUGCUGGUUAUCUGGUGGUUCGAAAAAUUCCUUGUAUAAGCUCUGAUGCCUUGCUUUCAGCAGUUUUAUUUUACUGUAAAAUGCUGUUAAUUUUGUCAUUCUAAUCUAAAGGGAAUCACUAAAAACAAAUCUGGGCACUUGUACUUUUCAUAACCCAUUUCUACACUCUGUAUUUGAAUACAGAUAAUAUGUUACCUUGGGAAAACUACGCUGUGACUUCUGCCAGAGUAAACAUCAGAACAUAAAUCUGAAACCCACCUCUCUAAAGCUGCUCCAUAAUGUGCCUAGAACCAUAAAGCACUCCCUGCAAACGAGUGUUCUUAGAAGUCCAAUAGAACAGUGCCUUAGUCUCCUUGCCAAACUCGAUUGGGGUUUCAAUCAGUUGAUCAAACAGACGGAAGGAUGACUAAACACAAGGCUGGAUAUUUACCAAGACCAUUUGCUACCCAAGAAACAUUCAACGUGGUAUUGCACUUAGCUGCUACCCAUGUUCAAAAAGGAAUCAAGUGAUUGGUUAGCAGGCAACUAAUAACUAUCUUAAUUUUAGUCCUGCUCCAGUCUCCAUUGUCAGAUUUACUCGUAAAUUAGGUGGGAGCUUCUAUCAUGCAAACAGCUACUUUGUCCACCUUCCCACACCAAGUAAAAAACAUGUACAGUUUUUGUUUAUAAAGUGUAGGCACAUUUGUCCAAUGAUGAUUAUGAUUUUAUACGUUCAGUCUUAAAUCUGGGUCAGCGUGUACUUAUCAAAUGUGAGGUCAUCCCAGUAAUGCACUGAAUGACAAUUUGUUCAGUGUUCCAGUAAAUUAGAAAAGUAACAAGUAUUUUCAAUUAUGGUCCUUCUGAUCUUUCAAGUUGGCAGUAGAGACAUGGUUAUCACUCAGAUCUGUUGUUACCCAGGGGAGUUCUGAUGAAGCACCCAUUUGCUGCUGCUUUUAUACAGCAGUGAUUUCAGAAGGGGAUUGACUGAUGUCUGAGAUGGAUUGAACCAUUGUACACAUUGGAGUAUAUUAAGUGUAAUAUCCCGUAUGUUUAGCAUGUCUGCAUCCAGUGGGUUUGUAUACAACCUGCCUGUUCUGUGAAUACGUAACAAUAAAGAUCACCUUUUUAACACA